Giardia duodenalis is the source of this 195-nucleotide messenger RNA. Its product is annotated as Ribosomal protein S28. NCBI's taxonomy places the organism in Eukaryota, Fornicata, Diplomonadida, Hexamitidae. Gene Ontology annotation, biological process: ribosomal small subunit assembly; maturation of SSU-rRNA; translation. Gene Ontology annotation, cellular component: ribosome; cytosolic small ribosomal subunit. Gene Ontology annotation, molecular function: structural constituent of ribosome. Bases 1 to 195 code for a protein of 64 amino acids. The record is from RefSeq and is a predicted model, not a curated record. The transcript has a single exon.
AUGCCUGAGCCAAUAAAUGCGCGUGUGAUCGAAGUCCUGGGAAGGACGAGCUCCCGCGGAGGAAUAACACAGGUGAAGGUUGAAUUCAUGACAGGGGAGAAGCGCCAGAUCAUCCGUAACGUUAUAGGGCCGGUUAGGAAGGAUGACAUCCUUGUGUUGAUGGAGUCGGAGCGUGAAGCGCGCCGCCUCAGGUAA